CUUGGGUAAACAAGAUCUUCUUAUAUUGUGCUGACUACCUAGGUACCUGUAAUCUAGGUAUGCUAACGAUACCAAUAGGCCUUGACUGUAACAUUCUCGGGUUUGAUGUUUAAAGCCUAUUCAAAGGGUAUUGGGCGUCAUAUAUGGGACACACCGGCUACGUGGAUCAUAGAUGCUCUGAAGAUAUAUACCAUUGCCACUUGGGUCUAUUUGAUCUUAGCUACGUGUAUCAAGUUGACCUUUCUUUUCCUAUAUCGCCGCAUAUUCUCACCGCAGACGAUCACGAAAUAUUUCAUCAACGGGGGAAUUGUGUUUGUUGCUUGUCUAAAUACAGGAUUGCUAUUCAGCACGAUAUUCAUGUGCUCCCCAGUGGCACGUUCGUGGAAUUCGGCUCUAGAUGGCCAAUGCAUUAAUCCUAAAGUCCUCCCCUACUUCUCUGGAGUCACGAGCUUUCUUACGGACAUUUACAUCCUCAUCUUACCUAUACCUCUUUUAUGGCGCCUGAAUAUGGGUCGAAAGCGAAGAUUCAGACUUGCACUGAUAUUCGGUACGGGUUUAUUUGUUUGUGUUGCAAGUAUUGUUCGGCUGUGCAUGACGCCGAUCUUGUCAAGUAGUUUUGAUGCCACUUGGAAUAUUUCUAACAUCACGGUUUGGGGAACUCUCGAGGUCAAUAUUGGCAUAAUAUGUGCCUGUGCAAUGCUUUUCCCAGCAUUUUUUGAUCGUCAUCUACCACAGUGGGCCAAACUAUCUAUGUCUCGUCUUCGAUCAUACACCCAAAGUUUUGCCGUCAGGGGCACGAAAGACUCAAACCAUUCUUUGAGUAACGAUCAAAACACUUGGCCUAAUUAUAAUAAUCUGAAUGAUACGGAAUCGGUGAAGCUGGUGAUACAAAAAACUGACACGUUCAGUAUGGAGGAUGUUGUCUUGCCACCAAGGAUGCCGGAACCGAUCGCCCGACAGAUAUAAAUGCGCGAAGCAUCUGCUGACAUUGCUCUUGCUGAGCCUAAAGGUUAGUAGGAUAUUCCAAUUGACUGGUCAAGGAUGAAUACACUUCAUAUCAAAAAUAUGAUCUUCAGUAUCAAUGGAGGGUCCCAUGUAAAAAUAGCGCUACCACGACACGGGAGCAAUG
Molecule: messenger RNA, 1129 nt
Organism: Daldinia caldariorum
Lineage: Eukaryota; Fungi; Ascomycota; Sordariomycetes; Xylariales; Hypoxylaceae
Exons: 5
Coding region: 106-966 (286 amino acids)
Source: RefSeq, a predicted model, not a curated record